AAUAAAUUACCGAGUACAUGAUCGAUAUUUUCACGGAUGAGAGAAUCGAUCAUUUGAAUCUAGCAGACGAAUUUUUUCUAAAAAAAAAAACAACAACACUUUGAAAAUGUUUCGGCAUAUAAAGAUAUUGAAUAAAAAAUUUUCAGGGCCUACAUCAGUUCGUUAUCUAUCGUCUUUAGAAAAAUUCAAAAGAUGGUAUCGUGAUCUAUGGUAUCCAAAAGGGCCGGCUCCUCCUUUCAAACAUGUGUGUCAACUUGGUGAUCCAACCCUAAGACUGAAGUCCUCAGAAGUGGCGCUGGAUGAACUUAGCUCUGAGCGCAUUAAAAAUAUUCUUCUAGUCCUCAGAGGAGUGAUGAAACACUAUAAAGCAAUAGGGAUAUCUGCACCUCAAAUUGGAAUUCCAUUGAGAAUUAUAAUGAUUGAGAUCCCUGAUUCUUUGGUUGAAAAAUUUGGCCCAGAAACUUGCAAAACACGUGAAAUAGUUCCAACUCCUUUUAAAGUAUUUAUUAACCCAGUGAUGCAAGUUAAGGAUUUUAAGAAAACUUUGUUUCCUGAAGCUUGUGAGAGCCUCAAAGGAAUAAGUGCAAUAGUGCCUAGAUAUAGAGCAGUUCAUGUGAAGGGAUAUGAAUAUGAUGGAUCUCCAACAGAAUGGGAUGCCACAGGAUGGGCUGCAAGAAUUGUGCAACAUGAAAUGGAUCAUUUGGAUGGUCAGAUAUACACAGACAUAAUGGAAAGUAAAUCUUUGCAAGUUGAUCUUUGGAAAAAAAUUAAUGCCCACCAAGGAAAGAUCCUUAUAAAAUAUAACAAAUGAAUGAUUGCAAAUUUUUCAUAGAUGAGAAAUAAAUAUAUUACAAUUUGUCUUA
This is a messenger RNA of Daphnia pulex (common water flea), 863 nucleotides long. Its product is annotated as peptide deformylase, mitochondrial-like. Bases 107 to 811 code for a protein of 234 amino acids. Gene Ontology annotation, cellular component: mitochondrion. Gene Ontology annotation, molecular function: peptide deformylase activity. NCBI's taxonomy places the organism in Eukaryota, Metazoa, Arthropoda, Branchiopoda, Diplostraca, Daphniidae. Gene Ontology annotation, biological process: N-terminal protein amino acid modification; peptidyl-methionine modification. The record is from RefSeq and is a predicted model, not a curated record. The transcript is spliced from 5 exons.